AUGUGGCCCCCCGGCACAUCGUGCCUUGCCGAUAUCUCGCCGUCUACGGGGGAUGCCAUCAUCAACCUGCAACCACGACCCUCCGACGAUCCCAACGAUCCCCUCAAUUGGACCCCGUGGCGCAAGUACUGGAACAUGGGGCUCGUCUGCUUCUACGUGGCGAUGGUCGCAGAAUUCAUCAACGCCAGUACGCCCACCUGGGGCCCCAUGGAGUCCCAGCUCGGGUUCAGCGAUGAGAUCAUGAAUGACAGCUAUGCGGCUGGGUGUGCAGGGUUGGCGGUUGGCUCCCUCGUCUUGAUCCCGUUUGCGCUCAAGUUUGGCCGUCGACCGUUGUAUCUCUUCAGCACGGUGGUCCAGUUUGGAAUCUGCAUCUGGUCGGCCAAGAUCCAGACGGUGGGGGACCUCAUGGCCGUCAACGUGAUCCAGUGCUUCUUCGCGAGUCUGGCUGAGGCCAUCGUGCAGAUGACCAUUGCGGAUCUGUUCUUUGUGCACCAACGGGGCAGGAUGAAUGCUCUGUAUGUCUGGACGUGGCUUCUCUCCACCUACCUCGGGAUUCUCGUGGCUGGGUUCGUCGCCGAUGGGUUGGGAUGGCGAUGGAUCUGGUGGCUGAAUGCUAUUAUUUCCGGGGUGACGAUCUUCGUUGUCGCCUUUGGGUAUGAAGAGACCAAGUUCUGCCCAGGGCCAUUUGAGUCCGCCACGACGAAUCUGCAUCCGAAGCCAGAGCGACGCGGAGAAAACCGGCGCGAGACCACCCCACGGCCCGCGCUCAACCCUAACAUUCCCAUGAAGACAUACUGGCAACGACUUGCCCUGAUCACCCCAACGACUUCCUCUGGCGCUGCGCAUGACACCUUCUUCCAACACAUGUUUCAACCGCUCGUCAUCCUGGCGACAAUCCCGGCCAUCGCGUGGACGGCACUAGUCUAUGGGAUCUUGGUGGCCCUGGGCGAUGUCAUGUCGACCACGAUGUCCACCUACCUACCCCAGGCGCCCUACAACUUCUCCACGUACGAGGUCGGUCUCAUGAGUCUACCGCGGAUGAUCGGCGUCACGAUCGGAGCCAUCAUCGUCGGCCCGCUGAGCGACUGGUGGAUUGUCCACCUCGCUCGCCGCCGGCACGGCAUCUUCCAACCCGAGACGCGGCUGUGGUGCAUGAUCCCCUUCCUCCCCUUCGUCGUGGUCGGGGCCCUCCUUUUCGCCAUCGGGCUCAGUGACCACCGACCUUGGCCAGUGAUUGCCGUGGGGCUGGCCUUGUACAACAUCGGCGUCACCCCGAUCAACACCCUCACCAUCACCUACUUGACUGAUUCAUACAGAGACAUCAUCGGCGACGCCCUGGUGGGUGUCACCCUCACGCGCAACACGUUCAGCACGGUGUUCAUCUUCGCGCUGUCGCCGUGGGUCGCGAGGGUGGGGCUCAAAGAUACUUUCGUCACGAUCCUCGUCCUCGCUGUUGCGAUUCUAUUGGUCUUCGUGGUCUUUCUGCGUUAUGGCAAGGCGCUUCGGGGCUUCUCGGCUUCGCGCUAUCUCUAUUAUGCCGCUCGGCAGUAUAAGGAGAGAUCAGGUUAG
This is a messenger RNA of Aspergillus uvarum CBS 121591, 1569 nucleotides long. RefSeq names its product MFS general substrate transporter. The transcript is spliced from 4 exons. Gene Ontology annotation, molecular function: transmembrane transporter activity. NCBI's taxonomy places the organism in Eukaryota, Fungi, Ascomycota, Eurotiomycetes, Eurotiales, Aspergillaceae. Gene Ontology annotation, biological process: transmembrane transport. Bases 1 to 1569 code for a protein of 522 amino acids. The record is from RefSeq and is a predicted model, not a curated record.